Messenger RNA from Lotus japonicus, 885 nucleotides. RefSeq lists its product as uncharacterized. The transcript has 2 exons. The record is from RefSeq and is a predicted model, not a curated record. Bases 1 to 885 code for a protein of 294 amino acids. NCBI's taxonomy places the organism in Eukaryota, Viridiplantae, Streptophyta, Magnoliopsida, Fabales, Fabaceae. Gene Ontology annotation, molecular function: nucleic acid binding; zinc ion binding.
AUGGCACAACUGGCUCAGGUGAUGGCCCAGCAGGCUGCCACUGUUGCUGCUCAGACCGCAGCACAGACACAGCGGGAAGCUGAAGAGAAUACCAGGAGGGCUGAAGAGGACACCAGGAGGGCACAAAGAGCUGAGAGGGAACUGGCACAGGACCAGAUCCGUAUGAGGACUAACUUCAACCGCCAUGGACCACCCAGGUUUCAAGGCGAGGUUGAACCUGAGAAAGCUGAUCUAUGGAUACAGGAAAUGGGGAAUAUCUUUGAGGCUCUUCACACUCCGGAUGCGGAGAAGGUGAACUUGGCUACCUUUAUGCUGAAAGGUGACGCUGAGUACUGGUGGAGGAGCGCCAAGCAGUUGAUGACUGCUAACCAUGUGGCUAUUUCUUGUGAGUCUUUCAAAAGGGCUUUCAUGGAGAAGUACAUCCCGGAGACUAUCAGGGAAGACAUGGAAAAUAAAUUCCUUAGCUUGAGACAAGGAACGAUGACAAGACGGACCAGAAGGUUUGAUGGACAGAGGCAAGCUGGGAGGUUUGACAAGAGCAAGGCACCGCCGAGGAAGUCUUAUCAACGUCCUGUUGACAAGGUACCUUUUGCUGGAAGGGGUGGAGCAGCUAUUCCUAAGGAGGAUGUUGUCUGUUUCAAAUGCAAUCAGAAAGGGCACUAUGCAAAUGAGUGCGGAAAGGAGAUUGUGUGCUGGAAGUGCCAGAAGCCAGGACAUGUAGAGAGAAACUGUCCUAAUGCUGCUAAGGCCGAGCCAGUGCUGAAUAUUGCUAGAGGAAGGCGACCUUCUGCUCCAGGGCGUGUGUUCGCAGUAUCUGGGGAACAUGCUGCACCUUAUCCAUGGUACGUGUACUAUCGCUGGAAACUCCUUAAUGGUCUUAUUUGA